AUGAGAGGUAUAUGUCUAAUUGGUGAUAGAUCCUUAGUUGCGUUAUAUGAUACUGGAGCUUCGCAUUUGUUUAUUUCGUUUGCUAAAUUUGAGGAAUUAGGUUUGAAAGUGUCAGAGUUGCCUUUUGAUCUGCAUGUACAUACUCUGCAUCAGACAGUUAUGACUAGGUCAGGGCUGGAGAUAAUUUUGGGGUUUGAUUGGUUGUUGAAAAAUCAGGUUUUGUUGGAUUGCUUUGAACGGACAAUUCGGUUUAUGCCGAAAGGAGAGAAUAAAGCCGUGGUAGCUACGGGGUAUUACCUGAAGUCUGUAAUGGUGCAUUGUGGUGGGGAGGAGUGUCAGGGUUAUAUUCUGUUGGCUGCUAAUCCGUUGGGUGAUGCCAAGAACUUGGAUCAGAUACCGGUGGUUAAAGAUUUUCCAGAAGUAUUCCCAGAAGAUAUCCAUGAGUUCCCACCUCAGAGGAAAAUUGAAUUUGCGAUUGAAUUGGUACCGGGAGCUGGGCCAGUGUCGAUUGCGCCUUAUAGGAUGGCUCUGAUAGAGCUGGCAGAGCUAAAGACUCAGUUGGAAGAGCUUCUGAAUAAGAGGUUCAUUUGA
Messenger RNA from Arachis ipaensis, 591 nucleotides. The record is from RefSeq and is a predicted model, not a curated record. Lineage: Eukaryota; Viridiplantae; Streptophyta; Magnoliopsida; Fabales; Fabaceae.